AUGGUUAUAUUUGUUCUUCUUUGGCGAGAAACACAAGGUGACAUGACACGCGGGAGUAGGUUGGUUCCUUCACAGUUCACACAGAGCGAACGUUUUUAUGUUGCUGGUCUGGUCUAUGAGCUGCAAGUGACUGUCCAGUUGUCGGUCAGGGAAAUCAAAAUGUCAACAAGUGAAAACUUACGGGUGGAGUUAUUGUCCAGGACCCCGCCUUUUGGUUUGAGACUAUGGGUUGUGCUUGGCAUAAGCAUUUGGGCUGCAAUUCUGUUUGUCCUAGGCCUCAUAUGCUUCCUGUUGGUAUACUGGAGGAGACGAGGGAAUCAUCAUGAUAUUGCUGAGCCUGAAAUCCCAGAUGUAACCAAAGAGAUUGCAGUAGAUGAAGUUGGUAGCCGAGCUUUCGUGGAGAACAUCAGUGCCCCAGAAAGUCACAUCUUUCCAGUGAAGGAGAGAGAUCCAGAGAAAGAAUCGGGGAAAAUGUUCGCUCACUUGAUUACGAGCAAAUCAAGUGAUGAUCAUAAUUUGAUUGAGUGCAGCUCGCACCAAUAUGAUAGGGCCCAGGAGUUAUACUCUGGUGAUGAAGGCAGUUCAGCAUAUGAUAAGAGGGAGUACUCUCAGUGUGCCACCAUGUCCAUGUCUCCUCGAGCUGGUCUCCCAGAGUUCUCUCACCUGGGUUUGGGUCAUUGGUAUACUCUCAGAGAGUUGGAGCAUUCAACAAAUGGGUUCUCUAAUGAGCAUAUCAUUGGAGAGGGCGGAUAUGGGGUUGUUUAUCAUGGCCGUCUUAUAAAUGGAACUGAUGUUGCAAUCAAAAAACUUUUUAAUAACCUGGGCCAGGCAGAGAAAGAGUUCAGGGUCGAAGUUGAGGCCAUUGGUCAUGUUAGGCAUAAGAAUCUGGUGCGACUUCUGGGUUACUGUGUCGAGGGAAGCCACAGGAUGCUUGUCUACGAAUACAUCAGCAACGGCAACUUAGAACAGUGGUUGCAUGGUGCGAUGCGUCAACAAGGUGUUCUUACCUGGGAAGCCCGCAUAAAAAUUACCCUUGGCAUUGCUAAAGCACUGGCUUAUUUGCAUGAAGGCAUAGAGCCAAAAGUUAUUCACCGUGAUAUCAAAUCCAGUAAUAUCCUUAUUGACGAAGAAUUCAAUGGAAAACUUUCUGACUUUGGAUUAUCUAAGCUCUUGGGUGAAGGGAAGAGCCAUAUAACUACUCGAGUUAUGGGGACUUUUGGCUAUGUAGCCCCUGAAUACGUAAAUACUGGACUGCUAAAUGAAAAGAGCGACGUGUACAGUUUUGGGGUACUACUCUUGGAAGCGGUGACUGGAAGGGAUCCUGUUAACUACAGCCGGCCUGCCAAUGAGGUCCAUAUGGUGGAGUGGCUUAAACAGAUGGUUGGCAGCAGGAAAGCAGAGGAGGUGGUUGAUCCUGAAAUGGAGGCUAAACCAACUAAACAGGCUCUCAAGCGUGCUCUCCUAGUCGCGCUCAAGUGUGUAGACCCCGUUGCUGGCAGAAGGCCUACUAUGGGUCAGGCCGUUCGUAUGCUCGAAGCAGAGGAUGGGCUAUCACGGGAGCCGGCCAAGAGGAAGGGUCGGAGGCACGCGCCAAAGCUCGAAGCAGCGGCCGUCGCCGCCCUCUCCGCCGCCGCACAACAGGAGGAAAGCAAUGCCCGAGUCGCCACAACAACGAGGGAGGCCUUGCUCUACGUAGGGUUAAACCCUGGCCAGCACGGGCUCGUCAGCGUCGCCGUGGCCGCGGCCAGCAUGUGCUCGUCGGCAUUUCUUCGGAUGGUGCUGCUAGAGUCGCCCCGCACGUCUGCCACACAGCCGAUUCCCGACUUCCAUGUCUAUCCGCAAGCCUUCCGCUUCUUCGGGGAAUGCUUGCCGGAGAUGAGCGUGGUGGCUCCGCCCAUGCCCGCGGCCGCGCCCAUGGCCUUCGACCUCAACGCCACAGAGGUGGCCGGUGCAUCAUCCUCCGGAGGGGCGAGGAAACGCCCGCGGGAGAUACCAGCCAACAUGCUUCCCGGCGCCUGCAACCUGUUUGACAGAGUGCCGGCCGCCGGUGAUGACAAAACGGCCAACUGUUUCAUCAUCGAGAACAUCAUCUUCGAAGGCGGUGGGGGGGUCACAGUUUGGCGCGUUAAAGCGCCCUCUGCUGCUUAA
Messenger RNA from Triticum aestivum (bread wheat), 2148 nucleotides. Its product is annotated as probable receptor-like protein kinase At2g42960. The transcript is spliced from 9 exons. Gene Ontology annotation, biological process: protein phosphorylation. Bases 1 to 2148 code for a protein of 715 amino acids. Gene Ontology annotation, molecular function: protein kinase activity; ATP binding. NCBI's taxonomy places the organism in Eukaryota, Viridiplantae, Streptophyta, Magnoliopsida, Poales, Poaceae. The record is from RefSeq and is a predicted model, not a curated record.